AAUCGCUGAGUUCUACCUCGUUGGAAUCAAACGGCUUUUAGCUGCGUGCCGUUCUGUCGACGGACUGCGCAAAACACGAAGCAGAUAUUUCUUACAAUCAGCGUAGAUCGAAACGGCAAGUAAGAUUCAUUGCCUUCUCAUUGUCGGAGAAGGAAAGAACGCAGUAGCAGACCUUGAGUUUCAUUUCUCUCAAAUAUUUACUGUGAAAUGAAAUUACUGUACGAGCGAUGGAUCUUGGAGUAUUCUGACUGAAUUUCGUAAUCCCUGAAUACCGACACUGAUAUUCAAUAUUUACCGCAACAGAGAAGACCGCCUCAACUUGUUCUUGUGCAUGACAGAGACGACGGCAAUCUUUGCUGUGAUGGCAUUUAUCUUCAUCUGUCAUAUCGACGAAGACCGCCUUCGAGCAUUGAUAACCGAAAUGACGACGUUCGUGAGUAAUGCUACGGAUCAAGAAUUAGCUGUGAUUCGGUUCUACGUGAGAAAGUGUUCAUUACUCCAUACAAUGGUUAUCAUACUUAUCGUUCUCGGUGGGAUUGUGUACUUUUUGUCACCCAUUGUUCUACCUCAGCCCUUACCGCUCAAGACCGCAUACCCGUUUUCAACGGAGCCAUUUUGGAUUUGGGCUCUUCUGUACGGCACACAUGUUUUCACUUGUCUCCAAGUUGUAUCCGCAUUGUGUAUGAACCUGAUCUUCGUUGUUUUAACCUGGUUCGCCGCUGCCAGAUUUGAUAUCCUGAACACGGAAAUCGAAAGGGCAAGCAACCUGAAUGAAGUCAACAGAUGUGUUCGACUUCACCAAGAAUCGCUAAAGUAUGCGAGCAGACUGUCGAAGACUGUGGGUCGUAUGGCUUUAGCGGUGGCCGCAUCGAACUUCGCUGCAGUUAUGUUUGGAGGAGUCGUGAUCACUUUUAUAAGAUUGAUUUGUAACGGAUAAAAGUAAUAUGGUUCGAAACGUUGGGUGCCUAUUAUCCGUGCAAUCAGUCAAAAUUUUUCAAUUUUAUUUUGCAUUUCAUGUCAAUACAGAGGCAAUCUUAC
Neodiprion fabricii is the source of this 1038-nucleotide messenger RNA. RefSeq lists its product as uncharacterized. Gene Ontology annotation, molecular function: odorant binding; olfactory receptor activity. The coding region runs from base 332 to 937 and encodes 201 amino acids. The transcript has 4 exons. Gene Ontology annotation, biological process: sensory perception of smell. The record is from RefSeq and is a predicted model, not a curated record. Gene Ontology annotation, cellular component: membrane. Lineage: Eukaryota; Metazoa; Arthropoda; Insecta; Hymenoptera; Diprionidae.